UAGCUUUGCUGCAUUAUCGUACUAUACAUAUGUGUAUAUAUGUGCAAAAACUUUUAUCAGAAAAUACUUCUUUGAUGGAAAUAUACCACCGUGUUGCACAUGUGGGACAAGUUAAGUCAGUUAAUAAACUGAUAAAUUGUCGACAAAUAUACGAGGAGUAUAAAGACGAAGAAUUUUCUCAAUUUCAGUUAUUUCUAUUCGAUUGCAUAGUUAUUUCUUCAUAGUUCACUUUUAUUCGACGGCGAUAGUUCACAGAAGAAUGUCUAAUACCGUAGAAAUAAAAUCGUGUCUUGAAACAAAGACUAUUACUGACGUUGUCAAUAGUAAUAAUAACAUUUACAAAUUGCUCUCGUUCGAAGAAGUGAAAGAAAUAACGAAACGCGUAUUGAACGACGACAUUACUAUGAUGGAAUAUGUCAUUCGAUCAUAUUCCGAUGACAAACUCGGAUAUCUUGGUUCUCAUUAUCGUCUCGACGUAACAACUUCGGCGAAAAAAGGAGAAAUUGUCGCUUUCUCGCUCUUUCUCAAGACUAUACCCUACGAAGUGCCCGAACAUACCGAGUACGUGUUAAAGAAGCGCGUCUUCGAGCACGAGUUCAAAUUUCACGGUACCAUAAUGCCGCUCCUCUGCGAGGGAUAUCACGGAAAGCCAUGGGCUCCAACAUGUUACAAGGUGACGGACAAUUUCAUGGUCUUCGAAGACUUGGGCCGCAAGGGUUAUUCGACACGAAAUAAACUCUUCGACGAGACGUUGGUGCGCGCGGGUUUAAGAUCUAUCGCGCGGCUGCAUGCUGCUUCUUUGUUGGCGGAGACUCGCCUCGAUGUACCCUUCAAUCAAUUGCAUCCUGACGCUUUCAUAGAGACAAACUUCGCUCGUAACGAGCACACGCGAGAGUGGUUGGAAAUAGGUUUCAACGUGAUCGUAUCCAUAGCCGAAAAUCAUAGAUACGAUCCUCAUUUGAUACGCGCAGCUUGCGAGUGGAUAUAUGACAUUACGAAGCCGUCAUGCGCGAAGACGAACGUAGUCAGUCACGGGGAUCUCUGGGGCAACAAUCUUAUGUUCAAUAAUGACAUGCCACCCAAUUGCUUGCUAGUAGAUUAUCAAACAGUGAGAUACUGUCCUCUAGCACAUGACGUUGCACAGUUUCUGUAUCUGUGUACGGAUCGAAAUUUCCGUAAAGCGCAGGAAAGCGCGAUGUUGCAGUACUAUUACGAAACGUUAUGUAAGAUCUUGGACGAGCAUGAGUCGCCUCGAAAACCCGCCUGGUCAGAAGUAGUCGAGGGCAUGGAGGAGCAACGUUUGGGCGCCGUUAUUACCGCGCUGAUCAUUUUGCCUCUGGUUCUGAUGAAAGACAAUAUUGGCACACAAAUCAUGGACGAUUCAGGGUCUUAUACCGAAUUCUAUUUUGGAGAUAGAAUGAAAUUUGUCUCAUCGUUCAUGAAGCAAGAUUCGGUCUACGAGAAAAGGAUCAACGAAACCGUCAUCGAAUUGGCCGAACUCGCUUCACGACUAGAUCAAUUACCAAAACCGUCUUAAAUUCAAAUAUGUAACAAACAUACAAUUGACUUUUACGCAUAUUUUAAAUCUUUUCAUUCCGUUGAAACAGUAUUUCAGCAGUAUUUUGCAGUAUUUCAAUUAGCAGAAGAAGACUCAUUUUUGAGGAUUGCUCAGUUUAUCUCAUCGUAACAUGGCUAUUUUUCCAUGAAUCAAUGGACAAUGUUAUUUUGAUUAUGAAGUACAGUAAAUAGGAAGCAAUCGUGACUGAUAAGCUGUAUGUUCAAUUACAUUCAAGUACGUAUCCUCAUCUUACGUAUCGUUAGUCGGUGUGACUGCGGGUUUCGUCGACCGCGAUACCCUCGUUAUGGCCUAAAUUUGAGAGAUCAUCUCGAGCUGAAUCAGCGCCACUGUCUCUGAAAAAUUACAAGAAGAUUAAUAUGAUACUGCGUACAAGCAUUCAAGUACAAUAACUUUAAUGUAAAUAAUUUGCAGUCGCGUUAAUCUUAUAUAUACCUAGAGUUUUCGGUGUUUUUUAAACGAUUUCUAGAGGAUUGUUGUCCUAUCAACGACAAGAUGAGUGAUGAGCGUAGCUCAUCGACGACAAAGUAUGAGCUGAUACGCUGAGCAACUGAAAAAAGAAAAAAGAGAAUAAUGAUAUUAAAUGUGCAAAAGUAGAAUUGAGAUCGAUUCGAUUCAGUAUUACCAGUUAAAGAAGAAACUUUAUAUACUGAUAAAAGUCGGUAAAACCGUUUGAGAAUAAAUGGUCAACUAAUUAGUUUUAAGGCUGACGUAACGAACGUCUCAGUGAUAAUUUUUGCAAUUCCCGUAAUUUUCUACUUCAGAUCUAGAUUAAUCCGUCUCUGUCGCAACCCACACGAAUAUUCUUCGUUACGUGUACAUUUUAGCGACAAACGAAUAUAUUACUGUAGUUAAGACACAAAGUGUGCAAGAGAAUGUGUGCGCUUAAAAAUGAUUAAAAAAUU
Messenger RNA from Camponotus floridanus (Florida carpenter ant), 2481 nucleotides. RefSeq lists its product as uncharacterized. The transcript has a single exon. The record is from RefSeq and is a predicted model, not a curated record. NCBI's taxonomy places the organism in Eukaryota, Metazoa, Arthropoda, Insecta, Hymenoptera, Formicidae. The coding region runs from base 260 to 1537 and encodes 425 amino acids.